AUGAAUUUAAGUGCUUAUCAAUAUACAUAAAAAUGGUGACGACAGACCACCCAAUCUCUUGGCCCUAUUUCUUCAGCAACAGCAGGCAGCGGCCCAGUGUUGGGGGGAUUUAGGUGGAAAGGGGUCGUUAAUAUUUUAUUUUAUUUAUGCCGGGUUUGGUUUACCCCACUGGAAGCUGAUCCCUAGAAUCUUGAGGUUUCUCUCAGACUCUCAUUGGAAUGGAUAGGGCCAGCAGCAGCUAUGAGAUGAAGCAGAUUCCUCGAAGAGGUUACAUCUAUCUAACGAAUAACUGGGAGUUUCAACCUAGGUGAUGGGCCCUUAGGCUCCAGGAGUAAUGGAAGACUGCAAUGUGUGCGAUUCCCUUGCCUGUGGAGGCGAGGAGGGUGACUGCCUGUGCCCCGUAGAUGACGAAGAGCAUGCAGGGCUGAGAAUCCCCAGCCCUGUCAAGGACAACAUAUAUAACUAACUAAUUAAAUACUAACUACACAAUGUAAAAUGGAGUUAUGGGUUAGGACAACAGUCUUACAGCCGUGCUCAGUAAGAGAAGUCCAUGACUUCUUGAGGGUCUGACUUCAAGAGAAUGAUCCACAUUGAGGUUAGUAAAGAUAAGAGGUCUAAAGGACUUGGGAGCAUUGGCAGUUUAACAGCUAGAUCUGCCUUACCUACCGUUAUUCAGAGCUGUCAAUCCAAACUAAGACCGCAAGAAUCAGGACUUGAAGAAGAGUAUUUUUAUUAACAUUAACUAACUAAGUACCUAUCAAGCUUUCAGUGAUCCUGACAUCCAAGAUAAUUCUAACUCAUCCUCUUGGUUAAAGAGCAAAGCCAUUGGUAUACCCAACUUUUUGAAAAAUUAAUCCCUUUGGCCAACAAGCAAAAACUUAAUUUAAAAAUAAUAGUUUUUUAUAUAAUAUAUUUUUGAUGUUUAUUUAAAUUAUAAUAACUUUCAAAAAAAUUCAAAAUUUCUCACUAACAAAGAGGAUUAAAGUGUAUUCUGUAUCUGGGACUUCUAAUCAAUUGAAAUCUACAAAUGAAGACCUGAACUGAGAUAUAAAAGAAGUCCAAAACUCUUUUAAAAAAUUAUGCAAAUCUUUGGUCAAUGUCCAAAGAGAUCUAUGUGUAAUAGAUGAGCUCUCACAUAUUUUAGAACUUCUGCACGAUUCUAUUGAAAAGCUUAAAAUUGAAUGCUAUAGAGUUGGCGCUAUUUCAAAAUCAACAAAAAUCCAAAUUCCUUCCUCAGCUAAUUUAUCAGCUAAAUUUUCUCUACAACAAAUAUCUCUUGCUUUAAAAACCCUUCACGCUUUAGUUACAAGCUUGGCAUCCUUCAUUGAAAAAUAUAAGAGCGAGCCUUUCAACCUUUUUUGCUAUCUGAAUAUGAAUAGAAUAGGGAAAUCAGAAAGACUUUUAAAACAAGCUCAUGAAAAAAUUAAAUCAUUGGAAAAAUUUUCGUAUCUUUUGAGAUUUCAUAGCAUUGGGCUAAUUUUUGUGAUUGCAGUAAGAUGGGUCAGAAAAUUCAGAGGGAUUAAAUUAAGAAUAAAUGAAACUAUGAAUUUUGAAGAAGAUGGAAUUUUCAGGUACAAACGAAAUUUGCCUAAUAUUAAUGUGAGUAAUAUAGAUGAAUCUGUUCAGGAAGCCUUAUUUACAAAAACUAAUGAAGAUAGGCCUCAAACACUGUGGCCAGUGUCACCUAUAACCUCAUUUGUAUUAGAUGUAUCAUUAAAUUCUAGCGUUGGAUCAUUUGUAUCAAAUUUGCCAAAAACUGUGUUUACACCUGACAAUUUUUCUGUGAGGCCGAAAAAGAGCAAUGAGUCCCAGAAGAAAAAGAAAGGCAAAUAA
Blepharisma stoltei is the source of this 1833-nucleotide messenger RNA. The record is from the annotation of a GenBank genome assembly. Lineage: Eukaryota; Ciliophora; Heterotrichea; Heterotrichida; Blepharismidae.